Scylla paramamosain (green mud crab) is the source of this 915-nucleotide messenger RNA. Its product is annotated as peritrophin-44-like. Gene Ontology annotation, molecular function: chitin binding. The transcript has 2 exons. Gene Ontology annotation, cellular component: extracellular region. The record is from RefSeq and is a predicted model, not a curated record. NCBI's taxonomy places the organism in Eukaryota, Metazoa, Arthropoda, Malacostraca, Decapoda, Portunidae. Bases 110 to 772 code for a protein of 220 amino acids.
UACCUGUGUCUCUAUAAAGGUGAGACAAGGACACAAUGAAGGCAGCAGCCACAGCGGCCCGCCACGUACAGGACGCCUUCACGCACGCACGCACGCACGCACGCACGCAAUGGUGUGGAUAACUUCUUUGUUUCUCUUGCUUUCUCUCCAGGAAGGACUGCAAGACGUGAGGGCCGCCUCGGCAAAGCCAGCAGCACGGGGCGAGUGUGACCCUGACUGCUCUGCUGCUGUCAAUGACGAUAAAGUAGACAACCCAAGGAAUUGCCACCAGUUCUACGUCUGCUUUGAUGGCGAAGCUGUGGGGCCCUUGGACUGCCCUGACGGUGAAUACUUUGACGCUGACAUAAAAGCGUGCGUGACAAAUGGCCCCGAGGAAUGCACGCCCACGUGUGGAGGAGCGGGUGGUAGCUGCGCGUAUGAAUGUGGUGGUGGUGACCCUUACGUGGCAGACAGAUAUGACUGCUCCACCUACCAUGACUGUGCUAGUGGCGCCGUGAUGCACUGUGACCAGCAGACGCCCUUCUUUAACGGAGAGACGUGUCAGACUGAGGAGAAGUUCUGCUGCCACUGCAACCCUUACUGCUACACGGGCGACAAAGGCAAGAAAGUGCUGGACCCCACGGACUGUACUAAAUAUUACGUCUGUAUAGAAGAAAAUGUUAUCCCUGACCUUUCCGGCCACUGCUCCAAUGGAAACUUCGAUCCCUUUCUCCACGAUUGUUCCCCCAGUGCCCCCUGCCUCACCGUGUGUCCCGGUAUGGCGAGGGCGUAAGGCUGCACCCACGCUGUCCAGGACCUGUGUUGACAAGCAGACGGCAACACAACAGUGGGUCAGGCUUCUCUAACGUGUUGUACUGUUUUCUGGAUUCUUUCAACGUGAAGGUGAUGGACACUAAAUAAACUCUGCAGAAACUU